CGCAGUGCAGUCUGGGAACUGUCACCCGUGUCGCUCAGUCUGCUGCAUGGAAACCGCGAUGGAACCCACCAUGGAACCCACCACGGCUGCCCUGUGUUCAUGAGCAGACCGCGGGGCCGUAGAGAGACACGGGAGGACAUGUAGGAGAAGAGCUGCGGUCUGUUUCCUAGCGCUGUUUACCUGGACCUGGGGGAGAGAGGUGUGAGGGGACCAGCCGGGCCCGGACACCGCUACAGCUAGCACACACUCGGGACCGACCAUUCACUGAGACCCGACACCUGCGGGGGAGCACCUGGUGUGAUGUACGUAUGCGUGGCCAGUGUUGCACGUUAAAGUAAGAACCAGCUGGGAGAAUGAAUGCAGAGGAAGUGGAGCUGCUCGGUGACUCAAAAUACAGGAACUAUGUUGCAGCAGUGGACAAAGCCCUCAAGAACUUUGAGUACUCCAGUGAGUGGGCAGACCUCAUCUCUGCACUGGGGAAGCUCAACAAGGUUUUGCAGAACAAUGCAAAGUAUCAGGUUGUUCCCAAGAAGCUGACGGUAGGCAAACGGCUGGCCCAGUGCCUCCACCCGGCCCUGCCCAGCGGGGUCCACCGCAAGGCCUUGGAGACCUAUGAGAUCAUCUUCAAGAUCAUUGGACCCAAGAGGCUCGCCAAAGACCUCUUUCUGUACAGCUCGGGGCUCUUCCCUUUACUCUCCAAUGCUGCCAUGUCGGUGAAGCCUGUGCUGCUGGGGCUCUACGAGACCUACUAUCUGCCGCUGGGAAAGACUCUGAAACCGGGCCUGCAGGGCCUACUGACUGGGGUUCUGCCUGGUCUGGAAGAGGGUUCAGAGUACUACGAUAGAACCAACACCCUGCUGGAGAAGGUGGCAGCAGCUGUGGAGCAGUCGGCCUUCUACAGUGCCUUGUGGGGAAGCAUCCUGACCAGCCCGGCCGUCCGACUCCCCGGGGUGACCUUCGUCCUGCUGCACCUCAACCGGAAGCUCUCCAUGGAGGACCAGCUCUACGUCAUCGGCAAUGACAUCGAGCUCAUGGUGGAGGCGGUGAGUACCUCUGUCCAGGACUCCAGUGUGUUGGUGCAGAGGAGCACGCUGGACCUGAUCCUCUUCUGCUUCCCCUUUCACAUGAGCCAGGCUACUCGCCCCGACAUGAUCCGGAUCCUGUCAGCAGCUUUGCAUGUGGUUUUGAGAAGAGACAUGUCCCUGAACCGCAGACUCUACGCCUGGCUGUUGGGCUUUGACAAUAACGGGGUGAAAAUAGGCCCCCGCAGCACUCGACAGAGCAACCCGGAGGACCACGCUAACCAAUACUUCAGCACCUUCUCCAAGGACAUGCUUGUCCAGGCAAUGGUAGGGAUCCUGCAGGGCAAGGCCCGAGGAGGAGAAGAGGAGAGCAUUCUCAUGCACGACCUCAAGCCCUUUCGGAUCCUGAUAAGUCUACUGGACAAACCGGAGCUCGGCCCAGUCAUCCUAGAGGACGUUCUCAUCGAGGUUUUUCGGACUCUUUACACACAGUGUCGAACAGAAUUAGACCUCCAGAACCAGAGUCCAUUCAGUAAAGAUCACACACACCUGAGCAGUAAACUGCGGGAGAACAAGAAGACGGCAGAGCUGAUUAAAACUGCUAAUCUGCUCUUCAACUCGUUCGAGCCGUACUAUAUGUGGGACUACAUUGCUCGCUGGUUUGAGGAUUGCUGCAGGAGGACGGUGAACUCCAGCGCACAUGUAGCACGGCAUGCUGGGAGUUUGGACCCUCCUGAGCUCUUGCUGGUGGAGUUUUGUCAGCUGGUGGAUUUUCUGCUGGAUAUCGUUUCCUUGCCUACUAGAAGCAUGAGGGUAAUCUGCCAGGAGACGUACAUAGAGAUCCAGACGGAGCAUCUCCCUCAGCUGCUGCUGCGGAUGGUGGCGGCUCUCACCUGCAACCUGCAGGCCCUGCACCUCGGGGAGCUCACGCACUGCCUUCGUCUCUGCUCCAAGAUCCUCAGCAAAGUGCAGCCUCCACUCGUGUCCCCUCUGGCCUUACCGCCGGGCCCCCAGGCUCAGGGUCUCGCAGACGACAAACAGACUUUCCCCUCUGCUCCGGAGACCCCUGGUUGUGGGGAGGUGUUUUAUGACGUGAACAAUGCUCCCGCCAGUCGAUCCUCUGAAAGUGGCUUCACAGACUUCGUCCAGUACGAGGCCGACGGCCCCGAGGAGACGGAGCAGACCCGUCACUCCCACCACAUGCUCAGAACAGGAAGUCGCUCCUCCGGCCUGUGUCAGACCAAGCCCCUGGAUAAACCGGUCAUGCAGUGCUGCCUGGAACACUUCCGACAGUUCCUCUCGCGCCUCAUCACCCUGUACAUCAUCCCCGGCCCGGCGGAGAAGGCCGAGCCCCACCGAGGGGAGCUCGUGCACUCGGGGCCUCUGGUUGCUGAGAGCUCCCAGCACGGCGAUCAGAAACCGUCCGUCUCAGGGUUCGGCACCAUCCAGAAAGAGUGUGUUGCUGCAUUCACGGCCGCCUGUCAGCUCUUCUUGGAGUGCUCCAGUUUCCCGGUUUACAUCGCAGAAGGAAACGUCAAGUCCUCGCCCACACGGGAGGAGCAGUUUGAUAAUGAGCAGAUCCGGCUGCCGGAGUGGCUGCAGACGUUGAUGGACGCCUGCUGUCUGGCCAGUGAUUUCUGCCUCCAGGGCGUAGCCAUCUCCCUGCUCAUGGACCUGGUAGGACUGACUCAGUCGGUGGCCAUGGUGGCCGCUGAGAGCGUGGCAUCAAGUGGCCCUGCUGAGCCCAGCCAGACCAUGAGCCCCAGCCAGGGUCGAGUGGCCGUCGUCAUCAGGCCACCGCUCACUCAGGGAAUCUUAAAGUACAUGGCAGAAAAGACAGAGUUCUUCAAGAGUGUGGCUGUGAUCUUGUGGGACCAGCUGAGUGAAGGAACCCCUCAGCAUCAUCAGCGCAGCGUGGAGCUCUUCUACCAGCUCCACAACCUGGUUCCCUCAUCCAGUAUCUGUGAAGAUGUCAUCAGCCAGCAGCUCAUGCACCGGGACAAGAGGAUUCGUUUAGAGGCCCACGUGAAGUUCUGUGUGCUGUGGCAUUUGACUCGAGAUUUGAACAUCACCAAGUCUUCUCCUUUCAGUCGCACCUUCGACAGGUCUCUCUUCAUCAUGCUGGAUAGCUUCAGCUACUGGGAUCCGUGCACCAGUGCGGUUGGUCGGGCCUGGCUCAAUCAGGUCCUGCAGAGACACGACAUUGCGCGUGUCCUUGAGCCACUCCUGCUCCUCCUGCUCCAUCCAAAGACUCACAGAGUUUCUAUCCAGAGGGUACAAGCCCAGCGUCACUGGGAUCAGGUGUUCCCUGACCCGCCUGAGCCAGAGCCACCAGGACACAUCUACACCCGAGACUCUGGCUUCUCUGACAAUUUUAACCAAAUCCACAAUGACAGGAUUAGACGGGAAGAACUUCGCAGCCUGGCGAUAAAUGACAUGGAGCCAUUCUGCCUGACCGUCAACCCCUUGAGUGACAGCAUGUCCAUUCUGAGCCUCAGCAGUGAAAAUUUGCAGUUAACCGGUGAAUAUCAGCCGGCUGACCAGCAGGGGGAGCCGCAGAGCUCCGAGUCCAGUGGUUCUCAUUCAUCUACGGUGGAAAAUGGCAGCUUUGAGGAGCCAGACGGGGUCAGCAACCCCGUAAACGGCUUAGACCAGCAGCCCGGAGGCUCAGACUGCGUGUCUGAAGACUCCGUCGAGGAUGCCGUGUCCUCUGUUUUGAAAGAUCUCAUCGAUAAAGUUUUGGAUUUAGUAGACGAUGACUCUCAUGGUGUCCCAACUCCACCUGAAAACUGGCCCCACACGGAUACAGACAGCACCUCCUCCGAUACCUCCACUGGUCUGCGUUUGGACUCCUGCCCUCCUCACAACUCCAGCCAAACCCUGCCUGAGAUGUUAGCAGGAGGCACGUUGGAGUUCCUCUCCGGCACGUCAGCUUAUGCAUCGGUCGAGGAGCAGCACAAAGAGGGCAUCACACGCCACAGCUCGUCCCCCUCCAUCGUCACGCUGCCGGACGGCUCCGCUCCAGCCACCCCGGAGCACAACCUGCAGGUGGACGACCCCCAGGCCCGCAAGCGCAGCCACAGCAGCACCCAGCUCAGCCUUAAGGGGAAGAUCAUGGAGAGGCUGGCGGACAAAUCUCCAGGGGCCAAGCCAAAGAUCAAAAAGAGCAAGCGGAAACUGGAGGAGAAGCAGAGGAAAGCAGCCAAUCAAGCUGACAAACUGUGUCCGCCCAGUAUUUUCUUCGGGGACAGUCUGGAUCUGGAGAACUGGUACAGCUGCGGGGAGGGUGAAGUAUCGGAGAUUGAGAGUGACACGGGUUCGCCCAGCGGGGGCUCUGCAGACACGGUCGGUGGCGUCAGCGUGACGGGAUGCAGGUUAUCCGGAGCCCCCCCCCGUUUUAACAUCCACCCUCUCUACCAGCACGUGCUGCUCUACCUCCAGCUGUACGACUCCUCCAGGACCCUGCACGCCCUCUCCGCCAUCGCAGCCAUGCUGAGAGCUGCUCCCUCAGGCUUCGUGAGCGCUAUCUCCACCACCAGCAUCAACAACACCUACACUCCGCAGCUCUCCCUGCUCCAGAACCUGCUGGCCCGGCACCGCGUCUCCGUCAUGGGCAAGGACUUCUACUGCCCCAUCCCCCAGGACUCCCACUCCCACUCCUUCCGCAGCGCCAUGUACCUGGAGAUAAUCAUCUCGCUGUGUCUCUACUUCCUACGAAGCUAUUACUCCGCCCACGUGACGGCGGGCCCUCAGGACUUGGCGGGAAACCGGGCCAUGCAGCUGACCAGCGUGGAGGUCUUAACGCUGCUCUUCAGCGAGCUUGUGAAAGUCACCGGCGGCUCAGCGAAGGGCUUCGCCAGCUUCAUCAGCGACGUUCUCUCAAAGUGCAAGGUUCAGAAAGUGGUUCUGCACUGCCUCCUGUCUUCCAUAUUCGGUGCCCAGAAGUGGCACGAGCAGCGGGCGGCCGGGGUGAACAUGGCCACGGUGGAGGAGGGUCUCUCUGAAGACAGCGUCAUCAACCUGUCGGAGGACCAGAUCGACAGCUGCAGCGCCGUCCAGUCCCAGCUGCUGCGGCUGCUGCAGAGCCUGGUGGUGCUGGAGCACCGGGUCCUGGUGCCGGUGGAGGAGGGGGGGGAGGGCGUGCCUGUGGCGGCUGGGCCGGGGGGUGGAGGGACGGGAGGCGGUGCAGGGGCUGGGUUUGAGAUCAUAGGCGGGGAGGUGGAGCACGUCAACCCUCAGCAGCCAAUGUCUUCGCUGCAGUACCUGCAUGGACAGCCCAUCACGGCGCAGGGCAUGUUCCUGUGUGCCGUGAUCCGGGCCCUGCACCAGCACCACGCCUGUAAGAUGCAUCCUCAGUGGAUAGGACUCAUCACAGCCACCCUGCCCUACAUGGGGAGAGUGCUGAGGCGGGUGGUGGCCUCGGUGACCCUGCAGCUGUGCAGAAACCUGGAUAACCUUCUCCUGCAGUACCGCUACGAGACGGGGGUGACUGACACCAGUCCGCCGUGGGUCGCUCUCAGCAUCCCUCCUGACCUGGUUCUGACUGUUCUGGAGGGGGUGACGUCCAUCAUUCAUUACUGUCUGCUGGAUCCCAGCUCUCAGUACCACCAGUUACAAGUGAGCGUUGACCAGAAGCACCUGGCCGAGGCUCGCUCAGGCAUCCUGUCCAUCCUCCACACCAUCAUGUCUUCCGUCACGCUGCUGUGGAGCGUCCUGCACCACGCUGACAGCUCAGACAAGCCGGCUGCCGCCUCAGCUUCCUCCACUUCAAAUAUCAACCUGGGCUCCACCAAGAACCUCCGUCAGCAGAUCCUCGAGCUGUUGGGGCCGAUCUCCAUGAACCACGGUGCUCACUUCAUGGCAGCCAUAGCGUAUGUCUGGAAUGAGAGGAGGCAGGUCAAGACCCCGGUCAGAAAUAAGGUGAUCCCCGCUGCCAGCGAGGAGCAGCUGCUGCUGGUGGAGCUGGUUCGCUCAGUGAGCGCCAUGCGCACGGAAACCGUCAUGCAGACGGUGAAGGAGGUCUUGAAGCAGCCGCCUGCCAUUUCAAAAGACAAGAAGCAUCUCUCCCUGGAGGUCUGCAUGCUGCAGUUCUUCUACGCCUACGUCCAGAGGGUACCGGUCUCCAGUCUGGUUGACAGCUGGCCGUCUCUGCUGGCGUUGCUGAAGGACUCAGUGCAGUUAGGCCUGCCUGCUCCUGGACAGUUUCUUAUCCUUGGAGUUCUGAACGAGUUCAUCCUGAAGAACCCCAACCUGGAGAGUAAGAAAGACCAGCGAGAGCUGCAGGAUGUUACUCACAAGGUGGUGGAGGCCAUCGGGACGAUAGCAGGCUCCUCCCUGGAGCAAACCACGUGGCUGAGGAGAAACCUGGAGGUGAAGGCGUCUCCCCAGAUCGUCGUGGAUGGAACCAACCUGGAAGCCGACGUAGAAGAUUUAAUGCUCACAGUGAUGGAGGCCUCCAGCUUCACCCCAUCAGUGUACAGCGUCCACGCUCUCACUCUGUUAGCCGAGGUGCUGGCUCACCUACUGGACAUGGUGUUCUACAGCGAUGAGAAGGAGAAGGUCAUCCCGCUACUGGUGAACAUCAUGCACUACGUCGUGCCCUAUCUCCGCAACCACAGUGCACACAACGCCCCCAGCUACCGGGCCUGCAUCCAGCUGUUGAGCAGUCUCAGCGGGUACCAGUACACGCGCCGCGCCUGGAAGAAGGAGGCCUUUGACCUCUUCAUGGACCACACCUUCUUCCAAAUGGAUGCCUCCUGCGUCAGCCACUGGAGAGCCAUCAUUGACCACUUGAUGACUCAUGACAAGACCACGUUCAGAGACCUCAUGACUCGGGUGGCUGUAGCCCAGAGCAGCUCUCUGAGCCUGUUCACCAACAGAGAUGCGGAGCUGGAGCAGAGAGCCAUGCUGCUCAAACGCCUGGCCUUUACCAUCUACAGCAGUGAAGUGGACCAGUACCAGAAGUACCUGCCAGACAUACAAGAGCGUCUGGUGGAGAGCCUGCGUCUGCCUCAGGUGCCCAUCCUUCACGCUCAGGUUUUCCUGUUCUUCAGAGUGCUGCUGCUGCGCAUGUCACCCCAACACCUCACCUCACUGUGGCCCACCAUGAUCACCGAGCUGGUCCAGGUGUUUCUCCUCAUGGAGCAGGAGCUGACAGCAGAUGAAGACAUUUCAAGGACAUCAGGGCCAUCUGUAGCCGGGCUGGAGACCACCUACUCAGGAGGGAACGGCUUCUCCACCUCCUACAACAGCCAACGCUGGCUCAACCUCUACCUCUCCGCCUGCAAGUUCCUGGAUCUGGCCUUGGCUCUUCCUCCCGAGUCCCUUCCUCAGUUCCAGAUGUACCGCUGGGCUUUCGUCCCCGAGGCCUCGGAUGAUUCUGGGUUGGAGGUGAGACGUCAGGGGACUCACCAGAGGGAGUUUAAGCCCUACGUGGUCCGUCUGGUCAAACUUCUGAGAAAACGAGCCAAGAAAAAUCCAGAGGAGGACUGCUCCACCAGAACCUUGUCCUGGGAGCCCGGCCACCUGAUGCUCACCCUCUACGUCAUCCGCAGCAUGGAGCAGCUGCUGCCGUUCUUCAACCUGCUCAGCCAGGUGUUCAACACGAAGACCAGCAGCCGCUCGGGUCUGGCCUACAGCCACAACCCCGCAGACGCCUCCUUCCCCGGACACAAGGAGGGCCACAAGCUGGAGAGCCAGAAGGUCUUCUGGAGUCGGGCGCGACAAAACAUCGAGGAGAUGGUGGAAAAGGACUUUCUGGAGGGCCUCAUCAAGACGUGAGAACGCUGCAAGAGGAAGGCCGGGGAGUGAAGACGUAACAGAUCACUAGUGACAAAUCCUCAAGCUGUACAUAGAAGAACAAUAAUGCGGGAUAUCGGUGUGGAAAUAGUUUGUAUAUUGUUUUGUAUAUUUCUCUUUUCAAAGCUACUGUAUUUGAUUUUAAAUAUUUGUAUAUACGGAGCAGCUUUCAUGACUUUUAACAUUUUCUUUGAGUCCUGUGCCAUUCCAUAUUAAUGUGACUUAAUAAAAAGUGAUUUC
Messenger RNA from Cololabis saira (Pacific saury), 8060 nucleotides. It is a transcript of the gene dop1a, whose product is annotated as DOP1 leucine zipper like protein A. The coding region runs from base 354 to 7802 and encodes 2482 amino acids. Gene Ontology annotation, biological process: Golgi to endosome transport. Lineage: Eukaryota; Metazoa; Chordata; Actinopteri; Beloniformes; Belonidae. The record is from RefSeq and is a predicted model, not a curated record. The transcript is spliced from 38 exons. Gene Ontology annotation, cellular component: endosome; trans-Golgi network.